AGUCAACCCAAAACUAUUUUUAAAAAGUCUCUUGAGCAUUGUUCUCUGCAUCCAGUGCUCAAUAUUUUUGCUGCAAAAAAAACCUCAUAUACCUUAAACCAUGAGUAACAAUACCAUAUUCACUGCUGUUUAUUUUGUUAUGCUGCUAGCAUUAAGCAUGGCAGCUAGUAUUAGCAUAUUUUCAGUUCCAUCCUUCGCAAAAUUAUCAUCAUCGUCGUCAUUUUCAUCUACGGCAGAGGCAAAAGCUCUGCUCAAUAGUGGUUGGUGGGGAAACUUUUCUCCAACAUAUCAUUGCAACUUGGAAGGCAUCGCUUGCAAUAGGGCAGGAAGUGUCAUUCGGAUGGAAGCUCCAUAUUAUUAUUAUAAUGAAAAUCUUGCAUACAUGAAUUGGUCUUCCUUGCCAAAUCUGGAAUAUCUUGAUCUCAGUGGCUCUAACAUAACUGGGGGAAUUCCGGUCGAAAUUGGUACUCUCUCCAAGCUCACCCACCUUGACCUUUCUUACAACUAUCAUCUUGAAGGUGUUCUGCCAACUAUCCUGGGAAACCUCACCCAAUUAGUCCACCUCGACUUAUCGAAAACUGAUAUCGGAGGUCCAAUCUUCUCAACUAUUGGUAAUUUGAGUGCUCUAGCCCAUUUGUCUCUCAGUUCAAUUAACCUCGGCGGCUCCAUCCCUCCAGAAAUGGGGAACCUAAAGAAUUUGGUCAAGAUGGAUUUGAGUUUCAACAGCCUUGGAGGUUCAAUCCCUUCAUCUAUUGGCCAUUUAUCUAAUUUGACCGAUUUGUACCUUAAUUCAAAUCAACUCACUGGUCCAAUCCCUUCAUCUAUUGGAAAUUUGAGUGCUCUUUCUUAUUUGCAUCUUUAUUCCAAUGAACUCAGUGGCUCCAUCCCUCUAGAAAUAGGGAACCUAAAAAGUUUGCUGGUGAUGGAUAUGAGUUCCAACAUCCUUAAUGGUUUAAUCCCUUCAUCUAUUGGCCAUUUAUCCAAUCUGACCUAUUUGGAUCUCAAUUCAAAUAAACUCAACGGCUUCAUCCCUCCUGAAAUAGGAAACCUAAAGAAUUUGACCGAUUUGGAUUUGAGUUCCAACAUCCUUAAUGGUUCGAUCCCUUUGUCUAUGGGUCAUUUAUCUAGUUUGACCUAUUUGUCUCUCCAUUCAAAUCACCUCAGUGGCUGUAUCCCUCUAGAAAUUGGGAACCUAAAGAGUUUGGUAGAGAUGGAUAUGAGUUCCAACAUCCUUAAUGGUCCAAUCCCUCCAUCUAUUGGAAAAUUAAGUGCUCUUAACCAUUUAUCUCUCCAUUCAAAUCAACUCAAUGGUCCAAUCCCUCCAUCAAUUGGAAAAUUAAGUGCUCUUAACCAUUUGUCUCUCCAUUCAAAUCAACUCAAUGGUCCAAUUCCUCGAGAUAUAGGGAAUUCUAAAUGUUUGACUAACUUGGACCUCAAUAAAAAUCUCCUCACAGGUCAUAUCCCAGAUAGUAUUUGCAAAUUGAAAAACCUGACGCUUUUGGACCUCUCUGAAAAUUUGCUUAGUGGGCAUAUACCAAGGCAGCUAGGAAGACGCUGUAAUUUGGAGUAUUUGGGGUCGAAGAGAAAUAACUUGAUUGAAAAAAUACCCAACGGACUUGUGUAUUUGCCACAACUGGAUUACUUGGCUCUCCGAAAAUUAUCUCGUUGGGCAAAUCCAGCAUUGUCUUUGUUUAGUAAAAUUUUUCAACUUGUCAUACAAUCGUCUGGACGGUCAAGUCCUAAAUUACCCUCAUGUUUUACGGUCAAUAAAAAAAACAAAGAAAACAAAAGAAUGAUAAUUACUCUUGUCCUUUCCCUCCUUAGCGCAAUUUUCCUUUCCUUACUGGGGUGUGCAGUGUGCUUUUGUUUUUGUAAGACCAAAAAAAUCCAAAGUCAGGCAAGAGCAACCAAACAUGGGGAUAUUUGCUCCAUAUGGAAUUACGAUGGAAGAAUUGCAUAUGAAGACAUCAUCAAAGCAACGAAUGACUUCGACAUCAGAUAUUGCAUUGGAACAGGCGGAUAUGGCAGCGUGUACAGAGCUCAGUUGCCAAGUGGCCAAGUAGUUGCCUUGAAAAAACUUCAUCGGUUGGAAGCAGAGGACCCCACAUUUGACCAUUCUUUUAGGAAUGAGGUUCAAAUGUUGACUAAUGUAAGACACAAGAACAUCGUGAAGCUUUACGGAUUUUGUUUGCAUAACAAAUGCAUGUUCUUGGUGUACGAGUACAUGGAAAAAGGAAGCUUGUUUUGCGCCCUGAGAUUCGAUGUCGAAGCUUCUGAAAUUGGAUGGAUUCAAAGGGUAAAAAUCGUUGAAUCAAUGGCACAUGCUUUAUCCAAUUUGCAUCACGAUUGCACCCCGCCAAUUGUUCAUCGAGACAUAUCAAGCAACAACAUUCAAUUGAUCAGCUCCCAACUCGAAGCUUUUGUCUCUGACUUCGGAAUUGCAAGACUGUUGCAUCCCGAUUCAUCCAAUCAAACCGUUACUGCAGGGACUUAUGGAUAUAUUGCACCAGAACUUGCCUAUACCAUGGUUGUGACGGAAAAGUGCGAUGUCUAUAGCUUUGGAGUGGUGGCACUAGAAACAAUCAUGGGAAGGCAUCCAGGAGACCUCCUAAUGUCCUUGACGUCGCCUCCUAGCGAAAACAUGAUGAUAAUUGAUGUCUUAGAUCCUCGCCUUCUGGUACCUACGAAUCCUAUGGUUGCUGGGGACAUUGUUCUAGUUGCUACAAUGGCAUUUGCAUGUUUACGUCUUGAGCCCAGAUCUCGACCAACGAUGCUACGUCUGUCUCAUGAGUUUCUUUCUCGUAGGAAGGCUCUAGCUUCAUCCCUUCGUACAGUUUCUCUACGGCAGCUUUGGAAUCGGAACAUGAACUUUGUCCAACUAUCAAAUGAAGUGAUCAGUGCCCAAGUUUGAAAAGAGCCUCGAUUCUUUUGAGGCCUUGAUUGUUAUGACCAUUGAGUAUGUAUCUUAUUGUUUUGCAGCAUUGAUUCAUUGAAUAGAAAAACACUCUCAGCUUGUAUUUGUAAGGAGCUUAAAUCAAAAUCAUUUAGGCA
This is a messenger RNA of Rhododendron vialii, 3051 nucleotides long. RefSeq names its product probable leucine-rich repeat receptor-like protein kinase At1g35710. Gene Ontology annotation, molecular function: ATP binding; protein binding; protein kinase activity. Gene Ontology annotation, biological process: hormone-mediated signaling pathway; protein phosphorylation. The coding region runs from base 101 to 2911 and encodes 936 amino acids. The record is from RefSeq and is a predicted model, not a curated record. Lineage: Eukaryota; Viridiplantae; Streptophyta; Magnoliopsida; Ericales; Ericaceae. The transcript is spliced from 4 exons. Gene Ontology annotation, cellular component: plasma membrane.